This is a messenger RNA of Thamnophis sirtalis, 916 nucleotides long. Lineage: Eukaryota; Metazoa; Chordata; Lepidosauria; Squamata; Natricidae. The record is from RefSeq and is a predicted model, not a curated record.
GGCAAGGGAGUUCUGACAUCAGACAUUUUUUCUGGGGUGAAUAUUGAUCCAAAAAUUCUAGUGAAGAAGUUGGACACUGAUUCAAGGAAUCCUGUUUCAGUCAUAAAAGAUGAAGAUGAAAAAGUAAUGUCUAAGAAAGAAAAAAUGAAGAUGCGUAAGGAGAGAUGGCUGCAAAAAAUUGAGAGCAUUAAGUUGGCAAAGCAGCAGCACAAAGCGGAGGCAAAGAGGAAAGCAACUCCAGUUGUUGGAGAUAUGCAUCCAUUGAUGAAUGCUCUGCCUGAACUUUCAGAUCUGGUGACAGUAAGCAAGUUCUGCAAACAGCGUAAUACAGUGCAGAAGAAGAAGAAAGUGUUGACAAAUUUCAACCAGAUGAAAUCAGCCCAGAAACGCAAAGUCUUGGAAGAGGAAAUGGCACAGUUUCACAAGACAAUAUCAAACCCUUUGUUCAAAGCCAACCCUCUGUCAAUCAUUAGUCAGCAUCUUUCCAAAAGACUAAAACAGGAGAACGAGGAAGAACCACUUUAAUACAUGACCGAGGAUGUUUGAAAAUUCCAGCAAUUGACUCCAUCAUGGUUUUAUCUAUACAGGUAGCUUAAUGUAACCUUCAGAAACCGGACCCAGUAACUUUGUUUGCUGAGCACAGAAAUAAGGUGAUCGACAUCAAUUUGUGCACUAUGAAUACUAGUUACAACUCUGGAUUGUUUUGUUGGAGACUUGUGGAACUCUGUAGAUGUAAGACUGUUCUAAUUUCCCAAAUGUAUCCUAAUUAUAGUUCAGGUCUUUUUAUUUCCCCCUCUAUAGCUUCUGUAAUGUAAUGUAUAAAUCACCAACUUUCUAUUUCUGAGUAAUGUAAACUUUUUUGUUUGUUUCUUUUUGUGAGCAGUUAAAUAGCUGCCGUUAGAGCAGUGGUUCUCAA